AUGCAAACGAUGCAUCACGACAUGGAGCAUCGUUUGAUGGACAGUAGCAUUCAGAAUCCCAUGGAAGAACAGGAGUUGGGCGAACUUGAAGCUUCGCAACGUAUUGCUGAUGAGGUAGACAGACGAGUUGCACUAUUGAACGACUCUCAACGGUUUGAAGCGAUGUUUGGAGGAAAGGCCAGCGAAAUGUCAAAAUAUUAUCAAGACAUAUUCCACUGCAAAGAGCUUACAAUGCGUCGAGACAAAAAACAGGCACAAGGAUUGAAGAGACAAGCAAACAAAUUGUUAAACGUGAUUUCGUCGCCGGAUGACAGCAGCAGCGAAAGCAGUGCAUUGCAUGUACAGGUAUUGGACACAGUUUAUUUAUCGGAGAAUCACUGCGUAUCCUAUAGAAAGUUGGUUAUGUGA
Molecule: messenger RNA, 408 nt
Organism: Cooperia oncophora
Lineage: Eukaryota; Metazoa; Nematoda; Chromadorea; Rhabditida; Trichostrongylidae
Source: the annotation of a GenBank genome assembly